Molecule: messenger RNA, 1750 nt
Organism: Chara braunii
Lineage: Eukaryota; Viridiplantae; Streptophyta; Charophyceae; Charales; Characeae
Source: the annotation of a GenBank genome assembly
UCUCGUCGCACGUGAAAGAUCAAGGCUACGUUGAUAAGUAGUAAAGACGGGUGAUUGGAGAUCAACGUGCCAUGGUAAUUUGGUCACCACAGCACGUAUGCGGGCACAAGGUAGGAGUAGAGGAAGGGGAAGGUGGUCUAACUGCGGGAGAUAUUGGAUGGAGAAUAUGGCGCAAACCCCGACACAUUGACAGCCUUCGAUGGCGCCAUUUCAGCAACCCUCUCCAAAUUUUCAAUCAACAACUGGGCCAUAUCAGCAGCAGAUUCCGGUGUCGGUAGCACCCGUCAUUUUCACGUCGAUUCCACAAUAGUUCCCUCCUGGGCUGUCGUACCAGUAUCCAAGAUAUGGACAACAACCACUGUAUCCUGGUCAGACACCAUCGGCGGCACCGAAUAACAGGCAGUAUCAAGGAUUUGGACGUCGAAAUGGUGGGAGCUACCAACCACGUGCCUUCUUCACUAGGGAACAUGCUGACUUUAUCGAUAAAUUAAAAUUGAAGGAUGCUAUAGAGGAGGCGAGAAAAAAAGAUUUGGAUGAAAUUGGGAGAUUGAAGAUAAUGGCGAGAGAGGAGGAUACGCAGAAGGAGUAGAGAAAUAAGGGGAAGAAACCGAAUGGAAAAGACAAAGGUAAGGGGAAGAUACUGGAUGAUGGGAAAGAGGACGAAAUGAAAAAAGUGACUCGCAAAAAAAUUUGGGGGUUCGCUAAAGAUUCUGACUGAAAAAUUGGAGGUGGUUGAGAAGGGGUCGAAGAUACAGGACAGUGAGAUGGAAGAAUUAAAGAUGCUGAGAGCAGAGAAGGAGCUCAGGGAGCUAAGAGAAAGCUCGAGCAAUGAGAAAAGAAAAAGAGACACCACUCCGAUUCGCCCAAAGGGUGGGAAAGUGAGAUCACGAACUGGUCUAUUGAAGAAAGGGGGAAGGGUGAAGACCCCUAAGCCGGUGGAGGUUUCUUCUGAUGAGGGGAGUAAAGAAAAGGAUGCGGUAGUACAAAAUUUGGAUGGCAAACUGGGUGAAUCUGGUGGGAACAUGAAGGAAGUGUUAGUUCUGAAGGAUCUAAUCCAGGAACUGUUGGCAGCGAAAGGUAAGGAUCAUGACAGCUGCAACACGGGUGAUGAUGGAAAAAAAACUGAAAAGAAGCUGGGAAAGACUGAGCAUGGGGGGCUAACUGCUGAGAAGGUCGAGGGACAUGAGGAACUGGAACCAGGCACUGCUAAAGAAAGCGGGAAAGAUGACCUUGCACCAGACCUCUAUUUCAGAGAUCGAGUGGUUUACUAUGAUGCGAUGCAUUACACAGAGAUCCAGACUUUGUGUAAGAAGAAGGGGAUCGCAUAUAAGAAGAAAGAAGCGGGAGUCUGGGAACUUGCCAGACUUGAUUUCGAGGUACUGCAGAAGUUAGAGAAAUCUGAGGAGGAGGAGAAUGUCACUGAAAUCGAGACAAGUGAGGAUGAUGACGGGGGUGAACGAGAGAGUAGCUCUGAAUCGGAAAGAGAAUCAGCGAAGAAAGAAAACGCGGGAAAUUGAACUAGGCUAAGCAAGAGAACCUUGCUUAGAGCAUGCAAGAGAAUUAUUUCUUUCUCUUGCAAAUAUGACAACAAUUUUGCAAAAGAAGUAAGCACUGUCUUGAAAUUGCUCGUGUUGGUCCUGUGUUUGAAAGGUGACUUAAAAUGGGGAAGAGCAUAUGUUAAAUAUUGGAUUAACCUGAACAGGGAACAACGGGAAAAGAUAUUAAAUGUUGAUAAAUGUGUAUAUGUGUU